AUGAACGUGCCCGCCGGCGCGCAAACCGCCACUCUCGCCGCAGGAUGUUUCUGGGGUGUAGAGCACAUGUACAGAAAGACUUUUGCGAAUAAAGGGCUGUUGGAUGCGCGGGUGGGAUAUAUCGGUGGCGACACAGAGAGCCCGAGUUAUCGCGCUGUGUGCAGUGGACGCACUGGCCACGCGGAAGCUUUACAGGUUGUAUAUGAUCCUGAGAAACUCACAUACCGCACGAUCCUCGAGUUCUUCUAUAAGAUGCACGAUCCCACCACGGCGAACCGUCAAGGCCCGGACGUGGGCUCGCAAUACCGAAGUGGCAUUUUCUACCACAAUGCUGAGCAGGAGAAGGAGGCGAAGGAUAUCACGGACAAGGUGAAUAAGCAGUGGUGGAAGGGUGGCGUUGUGACGGAGGUGUUGCCCGCGGGUCAGUGGUGGGACGCGGAGACGUACCAUCAAUUGUAUCUGGAUAAGAACCCAAGCGGGUAUGAGUGCCCGAGUCAUUUCUUGAGAAGUUUCCCGCCGCUCGCGGAUUAG
Molecule: messenger RNA, 531 nt
Organism: Didymosphaeria variabile
Lineage: Eukaryota; Fungi; Ascomycota; Dothideomycetes; Pleosporales; Didymosphaeriaceae
Gene: mxr1
Product: Peptide methionine sulfoxide reductase
Exons: 2
Coding region: 1-531 (176 amino acids)
Molecular function (GO): peptide-methionine (S)-S-oxide reductase activity
Source: RefSeq, a predicted model, not a curated record